AUGAGGAUGCCUCCGCUAACGAGUCAGGCCCCGGUUUUCGCUGCAGGAGUGGACACGAGCGUGAGGAUGCCUCCGCUAACGAGUCAGGCCCCAGUUUUUGCCGCAGGAGCCGACACGAGCGUGAGGAUGCCUCCGCUAACGAGUCAGGCCCCAGCACCCUCUAUGACUUUUCAACCUGAUAUUUUCGCCCACGGAUCGACCCAAAGCGUGAGGCUGCCUCCGCAAGCGGCUCCAGCGGCUUCUUUUUCUGUUGAUUCUGUUCCCCAGACCCGUCAGCCUUUCACGCUGGCUACCGCAGCACCAAUGCCCAUCCCACCCAACGCAUUGGCCUUGGAACCUCCCCCUGUCAUCAAUUCCAUCAGGCAACAGAUCCUCGCAGAAAUUGAGGCAGCCGGCAUCAGAAGCGGAUCUUCACCCAACACUAGUGCCUCCCUAUUCAACUAUAAUAUUCCCUUAAAUCAUCCACUCAAAGACCUUCUUACCGCCUCUCUAGAUACUAUACUCCAAGCAGUCUCAAUGGGAACUCUUCAAACCUAUCUGACAGCUUGGAGAAGCUUCAGAACUUUCCAUCAUUUACACCAGAUCCCUUUAGCCAACUUCUCUCUACUUACCAUAACAUCAUUCAUAUCGUACCUGCAUAAAGUCAAACACCUUCGAAUCAGCACAAUUAAAGGGUAUAUGAGCGGAAUCCAAUUUUUUCACAAACUAAUGUUAGGUUCACCCUCAACUGCUAUCACUAAUCCCCAGACCGCCAUGCUUUUAAAAGGUAUUGAAAAAACCCAACCCAAGAGUCCAGAUCCCAGGUUACCCAUAACCAUAGAAAUCCUUUCAAAAUGUCUAGCCACUCUUCGCAAAGGCUACUCCUCAGUACAUACUUAUGGAAGCAUAUGGCUCUUCUGUUUUAUCGGUAAAAAGAGGCUAAUAUCUCAUGAUGCGGAGCACGUCUAA
Misgurnus anguillicaudatus (oriental weatherfish) is the source of this 948-nucleotide messenger RNA. The record is from RefSeq and is a predicted model, not a curated record. Lineage: Eukaryota; Metazoa; Chordata; Actinopteri; Cypriniformes; Cobitidae.